Branchiostoma belcheri (Belcher's lancelet) is the source of this 1734-nucleotide messenger RNA. RefSeq names its product leucine-rich repeat-containing protein 15-like. Bases 1 to 1734 code for a protein of 577 amino acids. The transcript is spliced from 2 exons. Gene Ontology annotation, cellular component: extracellular matrix. Lineage: Eukaryota; Metazoa; Chordata; Leptocardii; Amphioxiformes; Branchiostomatidae. The record is from RefSeq and is a predicted model, not a curated record. Gene Ontology annotation, molecular function: protein binding.
AUGUUUAGAGGAUUAAGACAGUUGCUAAAACUGUAUCUGAAGAAGAAUGACAUAUAUGAUAUUCAGACCGGGACGUUUAGUGCUACAGUGAAACUAUGGCACUUAUACCUGGAUCAAAACAAUCUAACGAAUCUCAGAUCUAACAUGUUUACAGGAUUACAAUAUUUGCAAAACCUUUCCCUGAAGUAUAAUAACAUCAACGACAUUCAGGCUGGAACGUUCAGUCCAACUUCGAACCUUAAAUCGUUGCACCUAGAUAUGAACAAACUAUCAGGUCUCAGAUUUGGGAUGUUUACAGGGUUGGGGAACUUACAGGAACUCCAUCUAGAAUGUAAUGUUAUCAAUACUAUUCAGACUGGAACUUUUAAUUCAACUUCAAACCUUAUAUCUUUGAACUUUUAUAUGAACAAACUUCCUAGCCUCAAAUCUGGCAUGUUCAUAGGCUUGGAUAACUUGAAAAGACUGGGUUUACAAUGGAAUAUCAUCAGUGACAUUCAGGCUAAAACAUUUCUCUCAACACCACAACUAGAAGACUUGUAUUUAUAUUGCAACAGACUAACACGGCUCGGAUAUAACAUGUUUAUAGGAUUAAGAAACUUACGGAGUCUCCGUCUAGACGAUAAUGAUAUCAGUAGCAUUCAGACUGGAACUUUCAACCCAACUACAAACCUUAUCUCUCUGUACCUACCUACAAACGAACUUGCAAAACUCAGAGCUGGGAUGUUCAUAGGGUUAAAUUACUUAAAGCGUCUCACUUUAUGGUGUAAUAACAUCAGUGACAUUCAAUCUGGAACAUUCACAGGUCUCGGAAGUCUCUCUUCCCUUAAUUUGGGUGAAAACAGGAUCAAAGUGUUACCCAAGAUGGUCUAUAGAGAGCUGUCAUCAAUAUCUAAUGUUAACAUCAAUAACAACCCCUGGCAGUGUGACUGUAAGAUACUUCCAUUUAGGACACAAAUGACCGGGUCUUAUGAGUUUGAAAACCAGAUGCUUUGUUCCCAUCCUGCCAACUUAUUGGGGCACAAGCUUAAAGAUCUUGAUCCUGUAGAUCUAAUUUGUGAACCAACUAUUGUGAGAUUUGAGAGACACAAAGAUUAUAACACGUCAACACAGGGGCAGAGUUUGGUGUGUGAAGCUUCAGGUUUCCCCACACCAGACAUCACAGUGACUCUCCCAUCUGGACUGAACAAAACUGUACAGUCAGGGGGGUGGGUGACUGUAGGUACCAACAGUACCGUCACUAUAGACGUUACUGCAGAUGCUGCUGGUCUGUACGUCUGUACUGCAACAAGUCCUGUUGGUUCUACAUUUGCUUCACUGUGUGUUAAUAUCCACCUAGACAAACCCACAUCUUUUACGUUAGAACAAGACCUGCACAAGCCUACAACUUUUACAAUAGAACCAGAUCCUGGCAAGCCUAGAACUUUUACAAUAGAGCCAGAUCCCGCCAAGCCUACAACCUUUACAAUAGAGCCAGAUCCUGGCAAGCCUACAACCUUUACAAUAGAACCAGAUCCUGGCAAGUUCACAACUUUUACAAUAGAACCAGAUCUGGACAGGCCCACAACCGUCUUAUUUGAACCAGCACUCAAAUCUUCACCAGGUCUUACUGUUCCCCGAAACUUAGGAAAACCAGAAAACAGCAAUGGAAAACCCUACAACUUUAGAACCAGCCUUAACAUCUUCACCACGUUUUACUAUCAUCAGAAUUUCAGGCAAGCCAGAAAGCAGCAAUGA